Molecule: messenger RNA, 876 nt
Organism: Seminavis robusta
Lineage: Eukaryota; Bacillariophyta; Bacillariophyceae; Naviculales; Naviculaceae
Source: the annotation of a GenBank genome assembly
AUGGUAGUUGUUGUCAGACUCGAGGAGGUACCCAAAGACCUCAUAUGUGCCAUUUGCAUGUCGGUUCCUUUGAAACCCAAGAAAUUGAGGCAAUGUGGUCAUGUCUUUUGUGACGAGUGCAUUCAGGAGAGCCUUGCCCAUCAGCGGCAAUGCCCUGUGCUGGACCGUAGAAGCUGCAAUCCGGCGACUGACGUGAAGGCUUUGAGGGAGGGUUCGCUGGGGUAUCGAAUAUGGAGCACCAUCGAAAUCAAAUGUGAUCACCAUGAAGCAGGUUGUAGUUGGAGGGGUAGCAUCUCGGACUACUUUGCACACAGGAAUCUCUGUCGACAAGGCCCUUUCGGUGGAGACAGACGUAGCCGCAGCGACCAACGGCUUAUUGAUAAUCUGGAGACGGAAAAGAUUCUCCUAUCGGAACGGGUUGAAGAUGUGGUGUUCGAGAACGGGAGACUAAGGGCAGAACUUGAGCGGAUAUCGACAGAGCUUCUGCAGCGACAAAGAGAGGUUGAAGAACUCAAGUCAACCAAUCAACAGAUGAAGGUCAAGGAAGGAGAGAUUUUUAACGCAAUGAUGACGAUACUUCAAUUGCCAAAAGAAAACUCGAAGGGGGGCUACGAUUAUUCUCGGCACUCGGUGGUGAAGCUCACAAAGCUGAUUUGCCAGCAUCUGGAAAACAAGCCGGACAACAUCAAAGCCAACAAAAUCUAUGAAUGUGUCACGAAAAUCUAUGGGGACCUUGAUAAAAAUCAUUUUGACGAACCUGCUUUUCUUUACAUGGACGUUCGAAUGCUUUUCGGUGUCUGCUUGGCCAGCACAUGGUUUUCUGACAACCAAAGGCGACAACUGAGCAGGCUUGCAGGUGACAAAGGCUGGUUAUAA